UCGUAAAAGUGGAAUAAUUGUCGUGUUUAGUGUUAAAAGUGAGCGUGAGAAAAAGGAGUGGACCAGUGGCUUGCUUGCCUUCAAAAUUGGCUUCUAUUUUAUCUUUAUAACGAAUAAACUACGAGCAGAGUUUUUAGAUAAAGUAACUGAGAUGCGGUUAGUGGAUUCAAUGUGUUUAGUGGAGACACUAAGAACUGAGAAGGAAGUGUGGUCUUGGGUUAAAAAAUGUUUGAGGUCUGAUUUAGAUAUCCGCUUUAUUUCUGCUAGUCCAUUAAUUAACAUUGCUCAAGGACUAAAAGAUAUUCACAACAAAGAAUUGGUUCACCGAGAUUUUCAUCCAGGCAAUAUCUUAAAUAGUGAUAUUCACAGUUUUAUUACCGAUUUAGGACUAUUGGCUUAUGAAGUAUUAUCAGGACUACCUCCUUAUGUAACUUAUGAUGAGAAAGAAAAAUGCUAUAAAGAACUAGCCCAUGACCACAGUUUAGCAGAGAAAAUUUGUCAAGGACUUCGUCCACAAUUUGAAGUGAAAAUACCUCAAUUAUUAAAAAACUUGAUUGAAAGAUGCGAAGUAAAUAGCCAAAAUAACACCGAAUUCUUUCAGCAAUUUAAAGAUAAAGAAGAAUUUUUAAAUAAUUUGACUUCUCUUGAUUAUAAAACUCAUCCUUCGGCACUUUAUACUAGUCGUCGGUUGGAUUUUAAGAGCCUUCCUGAAUCUCAAAACAGCAAAGAAAUUAAUGAGAUAUUUUAUAGUAGUGAUUCUAAACAAAUUAAUUUAGAAAUCCCGGUUGAUCUCGACCAACUUAACCUUAAUGAAGAAAAUCAGCAACCUGAAACACAAGUUCAAAUUCAAGCUCCUAAUAAAUAA
Messenger RNA from Paraglomus brasilianum, 865 nucleotides. NCBI's taxonomy places the organism in Eukaryota, Fungi, Glomeromycota, Glomeromycetes, Paraglomerales, Paraglomeraceae. The record is from the annotation of a GenBank genome assembly.